This is a messenger RNA of Cucurbita pepo subsp. pepo (vegetable marrow), 2315 nucleotides long. RefSeq names its product exocyst complex component EXO70B1. Gene Ontology annotation, biological process: exocytosis. Lineage: Eukaryota; Viridiplantae; Streptophyta; Magnoliopsida; Cucurbitales; Cucurbitaceae. Gene Ontology annotation, cellular component: exocyst. The record is from RefSeq and is a predicted model, not a curated record. Gene Ontology annotation, molecular function: phosphatidylinositol-4,5-bisphosphate binding.
UGAGCCUUCAUCUUUCGUUUCUCCUUCCUUUGUCUGAAACCUAUUUUUAUUUUGUUCUUGGAAGUGUCUUCCUUCUUCCUUAUAUUGGGGGUUUGAAUCUUGUCUGGACGAACCCUAUAUAGAAGAGGGAGGGAGCUUAGUUAACGGAGGCUGUAAAGAAUGGCGACGACGACCACAAGUAUUGGCGGCGGUGGUGGUGGUGGUGGGGAGGAUAGAGUUAUGGCUACCGCUCAGCAGAUUGUUAAGAGCCUCAAUACACCUAAGGAGGUUCAAGAAGACAUGCUUUUGAUCUUCUCUAGUUUUGACAAUCGUCUUUCUAAUAUCUCCAGUUUGGUCAACAGUGGAGAUUCGAAGAGGGAAGGGGAUCGGUAUGAAGCUGCUGAGAAGCUGAUUCUUCGUUGGGAUUCUGGUCCUGGAGCUUCUCGGAACUCUCUUAAUUGGGAGGAUUCGCCGGAGGAGGCGGCUGAGUAUUUAUCGGCGGUGGAUGAUAUCAUUCAGUGGAUCGAUGAGUUGUCAAUUCGUUCGGAUUCUGCUGAGAUCGUCGAGCGUGCUGAGAACGCGAUCCAGAUCGCUAUGUCGAGGCUUGAGGAUGAGUUUCGUCAUAUGUUGAUUCGGAACACUGUCCCUCUCGAUGCUGAGCAUCUCUACGGUUCAAUUCGGAAGGUUUCGCUCUCUUUUGCUUCACACGACAGCGAAAAUUCCGAUGAGUUUGAGUCGUUUGCCGAUGUUGACCGUGGUUCUGGAAUCUUCCAUGAGCGUGGUGUCAGUUUGGGCGAUGAUUUGCGAGUCGAUUUGAUCAAUCCUGACGCUGUCGUUGAUUUGAAAGAGAUCGCCGACCGGAUGAUUCGGUCUGGAUACGAAAAAGAGUGUCUCAACGUGUAUACUGGUGUCCGACGCGAUGCUCUUGAUGAAUGCUUGGUGGUUCUUGGAGUUGAGAAGCUAAGUAUUGAGGAUGUCCAGAAAAUUGAUUGGAAGAUCUUGGACGAGAAGAUGAAGAAAUGGAUCCAAGCUGUUAAGGUCAGUGUCCGAGUCCUUUUGACGGGCGAGAAGCGACUGUGUGACUAUAUCUUCAGCGGGUCCGAUGACUCUGAGGAAGUCUGCUUCAAUGAGACUGCUAAGGGGUGCAUCAGGCAGUUACUGAAUUUUGCAGAGGCCAUUGCCAUAGGGGAAAGGUCAGUGGAGAAGCUAUUUCGUAUUCUAGAUAUGUAUGAAGCUCUGGAAUACGUUUUGCCGGACUUGCAGGCUAUGAUCACUGAUGAAUUUGUGAUUGAGGAGGCGCAAGGAGUGCUUUCUAGGCUGGGAGAGGCCGCUAAAGGUACAUUUGUUGAGUUUGAGAAUGCUGUUCGGAACGAGACUUCUAAGAAAACAAUGUUAAAUGCUGAGAUUCACCCGCUCACUCGUUAUGUCAUGAAUUACUUAACAUUGGUUGUGGUUUAUAGCAAGACUCUUGAUGCACUUUUAGAAGGCGACGACGAAGAUUUGCAGCACCUAGGGGGUGAUGGUGCUGAAAAUUCGGAGUUGGAAACUAUGUCGCCAUUGCCUCGUCGGCUGUUUUCAUUGUUAUCAUCACUGGAGACCAAUCUAGAGAAAAAAUCCAAACUCUAUGGCGAUGAUUCGAUUCAAUAUAUAUUUCUCAUGAACAAUAUACAAUACAUUGUGCAGAAAGCAAAAGAUUCUGAGCUUGGAAAGCUCUUGGGUGACCGCUGGGUUCGUAAGCGCCGAGGCCAGGUUCGCAUAUACGCGACGAACUAUCUUAGGGCGUCUUGGGGUAAAUUAUUAACUUUCUUGAAGGAAGAAGGUACUGGUGGGAGCUCCAAUAGUGCCCUGAAACUAGCUACUUUGAAGGAAAAGUUCAAAAAUUUCAAUGCUGGCUUUGAGGAAAUCUACAGGAUUCAGACAGGUUGGAAGGUUGCCGAUGCUCAACUACGAGAGGAGCUCCGAAUUUCGGUAUCGGCAAAAGCGCUACCUGCAUAUCGUGCCUUCUUGGGAAGGCAUGGAAGUCAGUUAGAGAAUACAAGACAUGCUGGGAGGUAUAUAAAGUACACAUCGGAUGACUUGGAGAACUAUUUAUUGGAUUUGUUUGAAGGAUCACCACAAGUUAUACACAACUUAAGAAGAAAAAGUAGUUCAUAGAGGGAUACUGAACCGACUCUAUUUAUACAGGUAUGACCCAUUGAAGAGGUUGCCCUGUUGAAUCUAGUUUCGUGAUAUUUACUGUUCUUUGUUGUUAAUACAAUAGGGUCAGAAAGACUCAUGUACAUGUUUUAUAGGCUAUAAUUUAUGUAUUUCUUGAUUGUCAUGGUUGGGUUCGUGCA